UGUUCGACGUAUACUAACCGCACGGAAGCAGAAGCGAAUUAUUUUUGUGACGUAGAAAACUGCAGUUUUAAUGAAUUCCAAAGGAAAAUAUAUGAACAAAAUAUAUAAUUUAUUAAAUAUGUAAUGAAUAAGUAUUUAUUUGAUUUAUAAGUAUAUGACUUAAAUGUGCUACAGUUGUUUCAUAAUUAAAUUUCAUUAUCGAAAAGUGCUGAAGUAAAGUCAAGGAACAAGUUGCUUUGCUUUUUUCAUUACAACAAAAUCGCUAAUAGUAGCGGCGGCAACUACUGCGCUCAUGUACGCCAUUUAAAAUACACAAUUUAUUAGCAGAGCUGAAUUAUUUACACACCAAAAUGGAAACAGAAACACCAGAUGAGAGCUUAGACUCAAUACCACCUCCGGCAUAUGAAGCAAUUAUGGGUGGUAGUUCGUCUUCAACACCAACUGUAGAGUCUUCAACCCCGGUAUCUCUGUUAAAAGUCCCUAAAGCAGAAAACGAGGAGCGUGACGAAAAUGAGGAUACUAAAACAGAAAUAAAAUUAUUAUGCAAUAUUGUGGAAAAUAACACGGAUCUGGUGAAUUCCAAUAAAGAAAAUAGGGCUAAUAUAUUGGAAAAUGACAGCAUGAAUGUUCUUGAUGACAAUUCAACAGAAACGAAUGCUAAUGGUAUGAGCACUACAAGUGAAAAAAAUUCUUUAAAUGAUAAAAUGCAGUCUGCCAGUGAGGGAAAAACUUCAACUUCUUCACGUCGUUGUUGUACUCCUCUUUCGCGAGAAGCUUCGGCUUUAAAGAAAUCUGUUAAUGAGUCCAAAAUUCUUACUGAAUAUGGUAUAGAAACAGAUCAAAUAGAAUCGAAAAUGCGCAUUUUACGAAAAGCUGGACUUAGUUCUAAAGAAUCUGUUGAUAAAGACAUGGGUUUUCGCAAUACUGAAUUGAACAGUUCUAAAGUAAAGAAAAGCAGUAAGUUUGCGCCGCUUAAAGAUGAGACUAGUUCUUCGGAUAAAAAAUAUAAACAGCGUGGGCGUUCCCGUAGUAAGAGUAUGAAUCGUAACUCUGAUGAUUCGUUAAACAUAAAAAUAAGUAAGUGGACCUCUGAUGAUAAAAUAGGUAAACGUAUGAAUAUGAGAUCCCAAAAUUUAGAAUUUCAACAGAAGCAAAGAGAAUUUCUAAGUCGAGUUAGAGGUUUACAUAAUGACGAACAAUAUGCCACAGAUGUCGAUAUAGAGGCUGAUAAAUUUGACCCACAGAAAGAUGAGACUAGUUGUUCGGAUCAUAGUUUUAAACAUCGUGGACGUUCUCGUAGUAAAAGUAUGAGCCGUGCUGAUGAAUUAGUUAACACAAAAAUCAGUAAAUGGCCAUCUGAUGACAAAAUAGCCAAACGUGGAAAUAUGAGAUCGAAAAACUCGGAUUUUCAACAAAAGCAGCGAGAAUUUCUAAACCGAGUUAAAGGUACACAUAAUGACGAACAAUAUGUCACAGAUGAUGGAGAAAGUGGUGAUGACAAUGCAUCAUCCAUUUUAGAAAGUACUAUUAAUAUAAGUAAUAAUGAUAGUUUUCCAAUACAAUCGAAAGAAUUAACUGAUUUAGAUGCAGUAGCAAUAAGAGAUGGCGAUAUACGAGCACGUCUUAAUGCCAUGUGGAGUCCACCGCCAAAGGUUGGUUGGGAUAGUUUCUGUUGGAAAUGCCGUAAGUGUGAGAAUCUUAAACCAUGUUUCAAGUGUAUACGUUCGUUUCAUACAACUUGUGUAAAGUUAACGUCUGCAACUAAAGUAGAUAACACAUGGGUGUGUCCAGAAUGCACACAAAUAGAAAAUGUGUUAACUGGACCGAAAAAAUCACGCAGAAAUGAUUUGUCUUUGGAUUUAUUGAGUCAACUACUCUCUUUUGCACUAAAAACAAUGCAAAGUGCUCCUGUUACGCAUCAGUUAUCUUUCGAUGUCACCGCUUAUCCGAAAUUCAUUGUUAACCCAGUUACAUUUAAAUUCCUGGAGGAUAAAAUAGAAAAGAAAGCGUAUCGUUGUUCUGAUGAGUUUGUCGCAGACGCUAAAUGGAUGUUGCACAAUAUAAAUAUAUUAACAAAUGGUGUAAAUACGAAAGACACACUUAUUGUGAAACAAAUUUUAAAAAGUUGUAAACAAGAAUCAAACGAAAUUGAAUCAUGUUCCGAAUGUUAUUUAAAUGCCCAUACACGUUCUGAUUGGUUUGAAGAUGUAUGCAGUCAGCCACACAUUCUCCUAUGGGCAAAGUUAAAAGGAUUCCCUUACUGGCCAGCGAAAGCUAUGGGAUUGGGACAAAAUACACUUGUUAAUGUACGAUUUUUUGGAAAACAUGAUCGUGCUUUUGUGCCACUGAAGGAGUGUUAUUUGUAUUCGGAAUUAGAUCCAAAAAUGCAAACAGGUAAACGAACCGCUCGCGAACUUGCUGAUUGCAUUAAAGAGGUGGAAUUAUAUAUACAAAAUAUUAAACAAAAAAUUGGUGGCUUUAAUUAUGCCCCAUUUAAAACUCCUUAUGACCCAUCAAUUGAAUUAGAACAAUUAGAAACAAUGAUGCCUGGUGUGUCAGAAUUCAUAAAAAAACAAAAGAAUUGUAAUGCCAAACCAUCGUUGCAAUAUAAAAUUGUGAAAACCGCUGAUAAUCAUUUGUCAAUUAUUAAAAAAAAUAUUGCAAACGAAUCUGCUAUUGAAUCUGAUCAUUCCAAUUCAUCAAAUAAGGCAAAAAUGUUGGCACCAAAUUAUGAGGUAGUGUCGAAGUAUACGCAAGAAGAUUUAAAUUCAUCGAAACUGAAUACAGUUAUUUUGAAAAGGAAAUCAGCUUAUGAUGAUAAUAAAAAAAAUGAUGAAAGUGCACAAUCUUCUCCAAAAUUAUUGAAGGUAGUUGAGGCUUCAUCAAGUGUUGGGACUGGAAAACGUAAAUUUGCUAUAGAUGAUAGUAGUAACGAUAACGAAAGUGAAAAAACUAAAGCAAAACAAAGUAAACAUGAGCCUAAAAUUCCACCAAUAACCAUUAAAACAGUUGGUCCUAUCACAAUAGAAAAUAAAGAAGAUAGAAAUAUCAAUAUUGAAAAGGUACAACAACAAAAUGUGAUCGAGAAACUUGAAAAUAAACAAGGUGUGACCAUAAAAAAAAUUACUAUUAAUGAUGUGAGUACUAGUUUUUCUCUUCAUGCUAAUACUGUUAGUGAUAUAAACGAUAAUGUUACCGCUGAUAAUAAUCAAAGUCCUAAAGAUAUAAAUUUGAAUACAAAUUUAAUAGUCACAAAUUCUUCGAUACCCAAUUCUGAAGAAACUAUAAAGAGUAGUGAACAAUUGGCUGAAACUCAAGAUAAUAGCUCAGUAACAAUGAGUCCUGAUACAACAUUAACUAGUUCUAAUACCUCAAAUAAGGCUGCAACAGAUGACAAUUACAAAACUAAACAAGAACAAAAUGCAGAUAAACUAAUUAGAGGUUUAGUACCUUUUGUAGAAAUUAAAAAGGAAGUUCUUUCUGACGAAGAAGGACACGGGAAUGAAAAAGAUCACAAUAAUAAAAAAAAAAGUUCAAUAACGGUCAAGUCUUUAGAAAAUAUUAAUGAAAGCAGAAAUACUCGUGCAGAGCAUAUACCCAGUUUAUCUGUCAAUAAUCAAUCAACUAAUAAUGAUGAAUCGACUGAUACAAAUCUUUUAACUGUAAAAACUGAAGUUAUGUCAGAUGACGAAAACUCAAAUGAAAUUGUUAACGCUACUGAAGUAGUUCAUAAUAUAUCGAAUAUUGGUUUAACAGGCAACCAAACAUGUAAAAGUCCUACGCUUACACAAGCUGAAUCAAGCAAUGUUCGAAUGGUUGGUGAUACUACGAUACAAAAAUUAUCAACUAAAAACUCCAACAGUAUCGUACAAAAUAGUCCAAAAACCCAACAUACAACCAGUAGCAAUAACACAAGUAUUACAAAUAUUGCAAAUGCAAAUAUAGCAAAUAUGAACAAACGUGUCACAACGCGCGGAGUACCUUUUGGUCCAUUGCCAGCAAUGGCUAGUGCACAAAAUGGUAUUAUAAACAAUAACCUAAAUACAAAUGGCACUCCUAUAAUGAGCAUAACUAAUAAUAACUCACAGCAAUUGCAACAGGUUCAAAGAUCACAACCCCAACAUAGUACACAACAAAUUACACAAGUUCAGCAGCCACUAGUACAUUCACGUCCAUCACAACGCGCGAGAAAGAACUUUACAAAUGUAUCACCAUUAAGUCAAAGCAGUAGCGAUGAUGUGCCCUCAUGUAGUGCUCUAACACAAGUUUCUGCAAGCAUGGUCUCAAUACCAGUUGAUGUUGCAACGAGUAAUCGUAUUACAAAUAAUACGAUACAGGUGCCACCUCUAACUUCUAUGUUAACUAGUGGAGCACAUAAUUCCAAUACACCAGCACAAUUAUCAACAAUAAUAACACCACUCAUUAUGUCUGAGCCUCCUCCUCUGGCAGGACUUUCACAAUCUAUGCUAUUACCAAUAGUUUCUAUACCUGCAUCUUCUUUAUCAACAACAAGCAUGCCGUUUACAACGAUAACUACUACCGCCUUACCAACAUCAUUAACCUCAGUAGCUAACAGCAGUGGCAGCAGUCAAUUAUCUAAUGGGGAUAACCAUAUACUUGGCGAUAUCAUUUCACCCAGUAUGGCUGCGGCUAUAACGGAAACUAUAUGUAGAGGACCACCAAAAUUAAUGCAACGUCCUGAUGGCCCAUUGCGAUCGUCGGGCGAUGCUCUGUAUCCAUCACAGGCAGGUCCUGUUAGUGCCAAAAUGGUACAAAAUGCACAUAAGUUAACUGACUACUUCAUAACGGUUAUGGCUGACACAAUAAAUGAUAUGACAGCAGUUGAUGAAGCUUGCGUGCAAGCCGAAAAUACCAGACUUAGAUUAGAAAUAGAACAGCUAAAGUAUGCUCACCAACAGCAACUUACUGACAUCAAAACCACGACGGAUUUGAUGCUCCAUGAAAUGCGUAAAAGUAUGGAAAAUGAAACUGCAAGAGCUGUCAAUGAUGUACGUAAACAAUGCGAAUUGGAAAGAAAACAAGAGGUAGACGCAACGAAACGUACAGUAUGGUGUAGUAUUUGUUUACGUGAAGCUAAUUUAUAUUGUUGUUGGAAUACAGCCUAUUGUGAACAGAGAUGUCAAGAAAUACAUUGGGCUGAACAUGCGCCUAACUGUGAACAGCUUAAAAAGGCAAACGAAAAAAAUAUGAAUAUAAAUAAUAACAAUAACAACAGUAAUAAUAGCAAUAAUAAUAAUAGACUCACUCCAAAAACUGAUGUAGUAGCAGUUAAUAAUAUAAACGAUCGUAAGAAUCGAAAAGUUGGUAAUUCAUUAGUAUCAACAGGAUGUGUUAAAAAUGUAAAUAACCAUAAACAAAAUAAAAUCGGACCCAAACUACAAAAUCUUCCAACAUCUAUAACAGCAGAUUUACUAAAAUUGCCAUCUAACACACUUGUACGAGCUGUGCCCAUGAACAACAGUCAAAGAGCCUCCAAUAUGCAGAAUUCUACUCAACGUUUAAAUGGUCCAAUAUCUGGAGUUAGUUCUGUUAACCAGCCGUACACAAUACUACAUCGCACCAAUACUUGGGAUAUGAGAGCAAGCAAUUCACAUCCUAUAAUGCCAACAAAUACAUUAGCUCAAUCAUCUUUAAACAAUUCGAUGACAAAUUUACAAUAUCAACAAUCUGCUCGCAUCAGUAGCAGCACAAUGAAUAGCAAUAAAGGUAGUCCACGUAACCGGAACAUACCAAAUGUUCAACUACCAAUAUCAAUUAACCAACCCUCGCAAAUAUAAAUCAUUUAUAAAAAUGAAAAUUUUAAAUCCAUAUUUUU
This is a messenger RNA of Teleopsis dalmanni, 5836 nucleotides long. RefSeq names its product protein kinase C-binding protein 1 (gene Zmynd8). The transcript is spliced from 11 exons. Gene Ontology annotation, molecular function: protein binding. The coding region runs from base 351 to 5798 and encodes 1815 amino acids. Lineage: Eukaryota; Metazoa; Arthropoda; Insecta; Diptera; Diopsidae. The record is from RefSeq and is a predicted model, not a curated record.